GCUCCUGUGGUGUCAGGGACCUGUCUUCCCUGAGAUGCAGGAACCCACACAAGCUGCCUUCAUUAGAGAAGUCCACGUGACGGGAGCUGAAAUCUUGGCAGCUGUUGAGGCUAGAGCAGCAUCAAUUUCUGGAUGACAGAGCUUCACCAAGCAGUUCUAUGCUGCCCAGCUAGCCGCAAUGCAGGUUUCUCCAGGAGGGAAGCUCCUAGGCCUACCCCAAGGCAACCUUGGUGCUGCCGUGUCUCCUACCAGCAUUCACACAGACAAGAGCACAAACAGCCCACCACCCAAAAGCAAGGAUGAAGUGGCCCAGCCACUGAACCUAUCAGCUAAACCCAAGACCUCUGAUGGCAAAUCACCCACGUCACCCACCUCUCCCCACAUGCCAGCUCUGAGAAUAAGCAGUGGGGCGGGCCCCCUCAAAGCCUCCGCCCCGGCUGCGUUAGCUAGUCCUCCAGCAAGAGUUAGCACGAUAGGUUAUUUAAAUGACCAUGAUGCUGUCACCAAGGCAAUCCAAGAAGCUCGCCAGAUGAAGGAGCAGCUCAGGCGGGAGCAGCAGGCGCUGGACGGGAAGGUGGCUGUAGUGAACAGCAUAGGUCUCAACAACUGCCGGACAGACAAGGAAAAAACAACACUGGAGAGUCUGACUCAGCAGCUGGCAGUUAAACCGAACGAAGAAGGGAAGUUUAGCCAUGGAAUGAUGGAUUUCAACAUGAGUGGAGACUCUGACGGAAGCGCCGGAGUUUCAGAGUCAAGAAUUUACAGGGAAUCUCGGGGACGUGGCAGCAACGAGCCCCAUAUAAAGCGUCCGAUGAAUGCCUUCAUGGUGUGGGCAAAAGAUGAACGGAGGAAAAUACUUCAGGCUUUUCCUGACAUGCACAAUUCCAACAUCAGCAAGAUAUUGGGAUCUCGCUGGAAAGCUAUGACCAACCUAGAGAAACAGCCAUAUUAUGAAGAGCAGGCCCGCCUCAGCAAACAGCACCUGGAGAAGUACCCAGAUUAUAAGUACAAGCCCAGGCCAAAGCGCACCUGCCUGGUGGAUGGCAAGAAGCUGCGCAUCGGGGAGUACAAGGCCAUCAUGCGGAACCGGAGGCAGGAAAUGCGGCAGUACUUCAAUGUCGGGCAACAAGCACAGAUUCCCAUCGCAACUGCCGGAGUUGUGUACCCUGGAGCCAUCGCCAUGGCAGGAAUGCCAUCCCCUCACCUGCCCUCAGAGCACUCAAGUGUAUCCAGCAGCCCCGAGCCUGGGAUGCCCGUGAUUCAGAGCACUUACGGUGUGAAGGGAGAGGAGCCUCAUAUCAAAGAGGAAAUCCAAGCUGAGGACAUCAACGGAGAGAUUUACGAUGAGUAUGAUGAGGAAGAAGAUGACCCAGAUGUAGAUUAUGGGAGUGACAGCGAAAACCAUAUUGCAGGACAAGCCAACUGAUAAGGGCCAACAGACUGCGGUGAGCUGAGGACUUACAGAAGCCCUAGCUGGUCCAUCCUUGCCAGUGGCCAAGCACAUUAACUUUCUCAUACACUGACUGUUAUUUUAACUGUUAGUCUUAAAUAGUUGGGACAUCAGCUGACAGAUAGACCUCAGCCUCAAAGGCUCGGAAAGAAAAACCAUUACAAGCAAACAACAUCACCAAGCGAUUGAAAUAAGCUAUGGGUAAAAACAAUGCCAGUUACUCAGCUGCUACACCCAGCACUGAAGUCUCACCCGUCAACUUUUUUU
Molecule: messenger RNA, 1717 nt
Organism: Peromyscus eremicus (cactus mouse)
Lineage: Eukaryota; Metazoa; Chordata; Mammalia; Rodentia; Cricetidae
Gene: Sox5
Product: SRY-box transcription factor 5
Exons: 8
Coding region: 179-1426 (415 amino acids)
Biological process (GO): cell fate commitment; positive regulation of chondrocyte differentiation; regulation of transcription by RNA polymerase II
Cellular component (GO): nucleus
Molecular function (GO): RNA polymerase II cis-regulatory region sequence-specific DNA binding; DNA-binding transcription factor activity, RNA polymerase II-specific
Source: RefSeq, a predicted model, not a curated record